Molecule: messenger RNA, 7739 nt
Organism: Artibeus jamaicensis (Jamaican fruit-eating bat)
Lineage: Eukaryota; Metazoa; Chordata; Mammalia; Chiroptera; Phyllostomidae
Product: UDP-glucuronosyltransferase 2A3-like
Exons: 6
Coding region: 71-1660 (529 amino acids)
Molecular function (GO): UDP-glycosyltransferase activity
Source: RefSeq, a predicted model, not a curated record
CAUUUGGUCUCUGCACUCGGCAGAAAUACCCUAAACCCUCUGCAGACCAGUGUGUGGUAGAACUGCUGUCAUGUUACCUGAGAAGUGGGCAUUGGCAGUUCUGCUGCUACAACUCUGGAGUGCCGGCUGUGGAUUCUGUGGGAAGGUCCUCGUGUGGCCCUGUGACAUGAGCCAUUGGCUUAACAUAAAGGUCAUUCUGGAAGAACUCACAGAGAGAGGACAUGAGGUAACAGUGUUGACUUUUCCACAUACUAAGCUCAUUGAUUCCAGGAAACCUUCCACCCUGAACUUUGAGGUAUUGCCUUCAGAAGUUCAGAAAGAAUCAGUGGAGAAUGUAAAUGACAAAUUUCUGGACCUAAUUCUUAAUGUCUUACCAAACUUAGAACCCUGGCAAUCAACGAUAAAAUUGAAUGAUUUUUUUACUGAAACAACUGAAAUUUUAAAAAUCAUGUGUGAGGGUGCAAUCUAUAAUAAGACGUUCAUGAAGAAGCUCCAGGAGACCCACUAUGACUUGAUGCUUAUAGACCCUGUGAUGCCCUGUGGAGAGCUGAUUGCCGAAUUACUCCAAGUCCCUUUCGUGCUCACAUUGAGAGUAUCUAUAGGAGGCAUGAAGGAGAAACACUGUGGGAAACUCCCAGCUCCACCUUCCUAUGUUCCUGUUCAGAUGGUGGCACUAACAGAUCGGAUGACCUUUCUGGAAAGAGUGAAAAACACAAUGCUUUCAGUUUUCUUUGACUUCUGGAUCCGGGAUUACGACACUCAUUUUUGGGACCAGUUUUAUAGCAAGGCAUUAGGAAGACCCACUACAUUAUGUGAGACUUUGGGAAAAGCUGAAAUUUGGCUAAUUCGAACAUAUUGGGAUUUCGAAUUUCCUCGUCCACACCUACCUAAUUUUGAAUUUGUUGGAGGGUUGCACUGCAAACCUACCAAACCUUUACCUGAGGAAAUAGAAAAAUUUGUUCAGAACUCAGGUGAAGAUGGUAUUGUGGUGUUUUCUUUGGGUUCAGUCAUCCACUAUAUGACAGAAGAAAAGGCCAAUCUUAUUGCCUCAGCCCUUGCCCAGAUUCCACAGAAGGUUUUAUGGAGAUACAGUGGAAAGAAACCAGCUACAUUAGGAGCGAAUACUCAGCUCUAUGACUGGAUACCCCAGAAUGAUCUUCUUGGUCAUCCCAAAACCAAAGCUUUUAUCACUCAUGGUGGAAUAAAUGGGAUCUAUGAAGCCAUUUAUCAUGGGGUUCCCAUGGUGGGAAUUCCCAUGUUUGCUGAUCAGUAUGAUAACAUUGUUCACAUGAAGGCCAAAGGAGUGGCUGUGGAAUUGAACAUAAACACAAUGACAAGUGCAGAUUUGCUCAAUGCCUUAAGAACAGUCAUUAAUGAUCCUUCUUAUAAAGAGAAUGUGAUGAAGUUAUCAAAGAUUCACCAUGAUCAACCUGUAAAGCCUCUGGAUCGAGCUGUCUUCUGGAUUGAGUUUGUCAUGCGUCACAAAGGAGCCAAACACCUGCGCCCAGCCUCCCAUGAUCUCACCUGGUUCCAGUACCACUCUGUGGACGUGAUCGGGUUCCUGCUGGCCUGUGCAGUAUCUGCUAUAUUCUUGAUAAUCAAAUGUUGUUUAUUUUUUUGUCAAAUAUUUGGUAAAACAGAAAAGAAGAAAAGGGAAUAGAUCUUUCCAACUUGACAAAGAUCUGAGUGAAAACCCCUGUUUAUCCCUGUACCCCCUUCCUGUUUUCAAAUUUCCCAUUCCCCUUUUUUAGCUGAAAAAAUAAAAGCUUAGAAUUCCACAAGAGCAUUAACUGGUGAGGGUGUCCCGUUCCUCCUUCUUCCAGGCCCAGUUUAUUGUUAGCCUCCUUCUGUCUGCCUGCUUUCUGACACAGGGACAUUAAUAAAUCCCACAGUCCCAUUCAUGAUAUCACUAUUUUAAUUUUAUAACCUUAAGUGAUAUAGUGAUGCUGGAAAGAACAAAAUAUGAGCUGAAUAUCAUGGAUAUAAAGACCUUAGAAUAAUAAUGCAGUUCACGAGUUGCAACAGACUAUAGAAUCAGAGCAGUAGCCUCAAAAAUUAGUUUUCUAUGAAACUAUGAUUUCCUUUUUUAUGAUAUAUUUAUUAUUUUUCUUUUUAAAAUUUAAUUAUUGUUCAAGUACAGUUUUCUGUCUUUUACUCCCAUCCCAGCCUACCCCGGUGCUCCCCACCUCCCUCCCAUUUCUACCCCCCUUAGUUGUUGUCCAUGUGUCCUUUAUACUAGUUCCUGUAAAUCCUUCCCCUUUUCCCCAUGAAAUUCCCUCCCCUCUCCCCUCUGGUCUCUGUCCCUCUGUUCUCUAUUUCGGUGUCUUUGUUUUUAUUCUGCUUGCUUGUUUGCUUUGUUGUUUAGCUUCCUGUUAAAGGUGAGAUCAUAUGGUAUUUGUCUUUUAACACCUGGCCUAUUUCACUCAGCAUAAUGCUUUCCAGUUCCAUCCAUGCUGUUGCAAAGGGCAGGGACUCCAUCUUUCUCUCUGCAACAUAGAAUUCCACUGUGUAUAUGUACCACAAUUUUUUGAUCCAUUCAUUUACUGACGGGCACCUAGGUUGCUUUCAGCUCUUGACUAUUGUAAACUGUGCUGCUAUGAACACUGGGGUGCAUAGGUUCUUUUGGAUUGGUGUUUUAGUGAUUUCUUUUUAAAAUAGAAAUAAGCCUCUCCACUUGCCCAAUGUUAUUAGGAUUACAUCAAAACUGAAAAUAAUAAAAAUGGGACAUUCUGCUUUGGAAUGUUCAAAACAUUUCCAUAAACCUCAGCAUUAGUCUGCUCGGGCACCAUAACAAGAUCCUGAAAAGUCAGUGGCAUAAGCAACAGAAAAAUUUAUUUUUUCAUAAUUCAGGAGGCUACAAGUGCAAGAUCAAGAUAUCAGUAGGGUUGGUAUGGCUUCCCUUCCCAACUGGCGGAAAGCCAUCUUCACCCUUCAUCCUUUCACAGCCUUUUCUCUCUAUACCCAUGGUAAGACAAAGAUGCCUUAUGUUUCUUCCCCUUCUGACAAUGAACAACAGAAGUCUCUUGGGAUUAGAGUCCGCUCUCAUGACAUAAUUCAUUCUUAAAUAUAUUGUUAAAGGCCUAUUCUCCAAACAUAGUCACAUUAGGGGUUAAAGCUUCAAAAUAUAAAUUUGCGACAGGUACACAAUUCAGCCCAUAACAAACUCUAUCAAACCAUUAUGCUUGUUUUCACCUUUAAGGCACAAUUACUUUUUGUGUGCCUUUUAUAUACAAGGAGCAAUUCUGAGCAUUUUCUUAGAUAAUAAAGAUAAUUAACAAAAUGAUUACUUUUUCAGCAAGUGAAGAUGUUGGUACUGUUUUAAAAGUAAGUAUGUUAUUUAGGAGAAAUAAAUUAAAAUUAUAAAAAAAUUGUUUGACUAAUUUUAAUAAGAUUUUUAAAGACCAGUAAAAUUGAUAAUCUUAAAGUUAAAUGUCAAUUCACAAUAAUUAAAAAUUACUAGUAUUCAUAAUUUAAGUAAUAACUCUAUAUAAUCAAAGAAAUGAUUUCCUACAGAAAAAGCCAUAUUCUCUGAUUGUAAAAUCAUUACAAUUUUUUCAAUCUCUAAAGUCUAUAAAUAUAAGUUGAUUAAUUAAUUGCUAUUUAAGAGUAUCAGAUAUUAGAAGACCUGUUAUAUUAAGUAUUUGUCAAUGCAUUACUCUAAUGUAAGGUUAAUAUUCAUAUUUUAAUCAGCUACCCAUUACUUUAAAAAAUAUAUAAAACAUUGCAGUAAGUUUACCAACUCAUAAUCUUUUUUUAAUUUUAUUUAGUGAUUUUUCAAGUACAAUUUUUUUGUCUAUUUCUCCCAUCCCAGCCUCCCCCGCCCUUUGCUCCCCACCUCCCUCCCAUUUCCAUCCCCCUUAGUUCUCGUCCCUGUGUCCUUCCUAUUUGUUCCUCCAAAUCCCUCCCCUUUUUUCCCCUUAAAUUUCCUUCCCUCUCCCCUCUGGUCACUGUCCCUUUGUUCUCUAUUUCAGUGUCUUUGGUUUCUUUCUGCUUGCUUGUUUGUUUUGUUGUUUAGCUUCCUGUUAAAGGUGAGAUCAUAUGUUAUUUGUCUUUCAACACCUGGCCUAUUUCAUUCAGCAUAAUGCUUUCCAGUUCCAUCCAUGCUGUUGCAAAGGGCAGGGACUCCUUCUUUCUCUCUGCUGCAUAGAAUUCCAUUGUGUAUAUGUACCACAAUUUUUUGAUCCAUUUGUUUACUGACGGGCACCUAGGUUGCUUCCAACUCUUGGUUAUUAUAAAUUGUGCUGCUAUGAACAUUGUGGUGCAUAGAUUCUUUGAAAUUGAUGUUUUAGAAUUUUUAGGAUAUAAUCCUAGCAGUGGCUGCUAUUUUGAGAAAGAACAAAGUAGGAGGGAUCACAAUACCUGAUAUCAAACUGUAUUACAAGGCCACUGUAAUCAAAACAGCCUGGUACUGGCAUAAAAACAGGCACAUAGACCAAUGGAUCAGAACGGAGAGCCCAGAAAUAAACCCAACUCUCUACAGUCAAUUAAUAUUCGACAAAGAGGACAGUAACAUAAAAUGGAGUAAAAAUAGCCUCUUCAACAAAUGGUGUUGGGAGAACUGGACAGCUACAUGCAAAAAAAUGAAACUUGAGCACCAACUUACACCAUAUAACAAAAUAAAUUCAAGGUGGAUAAAAGACUUAAAUAUAAGCCAUGAUAUCAUUAAAGUCCUAGAGGAGAACAUCGGCAAGAAAAUCUCAGAUAUUUCACGCAGCAACAUUUUUACUGAUAUGUCCCCUAAAGCAAGGAAUAUAAAGGAAAGAAUAAACAAAUGGGAUCUCAUCAAAAUAAAAAGCUUCUGCAUGGCUAAAGAAAACAGUAUUAAAUUAAAAAGACAACCAACUGUAUGGGAAAACAUAUUUGCCAAUGAUACCUCAGACAAAGGUUUAAUCUCUAAAAUAUACAAAGAACUUACAUGACUCCACUCUAGGAAGACAACCAACCCAAUUAAAAAAUGGGAAAAGGACUUGAACAGACAAUUCUUCAAGGAGGACAUAUAGAACAUCCAGAGAUACAUGAAGAGAUGCUCAAUAUGGUUAGCUACAAAGAGAUGCAAAUUAAAACCACAAUGAGAUACCACUUUACACUGGUCAGGAUGGCUAUCAUAAACAAAGCAACAAACAAAUGUUGGAGAGGUUGUGGGGAAAAGGGGUCCUUAGUUCACUGUUGGUGGGAUUGCAGAUUGGUACAACCAUUAUGGAAAAGAGUAUGGAAUUUUCUCAGAAAAAUAAAAAUCGACCUGCCUUUUGACCCAGCAAUUCCAUCUCAUCUCAAUGACAUAUGUGCUUAAUGUUUUACUUUCCAUGUUUGAUACACAGAGCUGGAAAACAUAGGUUUACAGUUGUUUGUAUGGAAAAUGAUAUAAUAAUUAAUAAACGAUAAUACAAAAACAGCCCUGACUGGUGGGACUCAGUGAGUUGGAUGUCUGGUCAGGGUACAUGCCUAGGUUGUGAACCAGAUUCCCAACUGGUGGCAUGUGAGAGGCAACUGAUCAAUGUUUCUCUCACACACUGAUGUUUUUUUCCCUUUCUUCCUCCCUCCCUUACCCCCUCUCUAAAAAAUAAAUAACUAAAUAAAAUCUUAAAUAAUAAUACAAAAAUAAACUCUAUUUCAUGUACUCACAACUAUAAAUCUACUUUUAUAAUUUUACUGUAUCUUGGAAAGCUAUUUAUAUUUGCUUUCAGGUAGGUCUGUUCUCUGUGAAUAGAAUGUAACAAAUGGCUGAGAUCCCGCGAGAGGUUAUCUGGCAUCCCCUUAGGCUAAGCCUUUCAUAUACACUUAGGCAUCCUUUGAACUCUGAGACUGGCCAUCAUGGCACAAAAUUAUUUUUUGCUGCCCCUCAAUGGCUGUUGUUCAUAUUCCUCUCCUUUUGAAUUCAGUUAAAAAAUCACACUUGAUUUGGCCUUGUACCUCCUAUUUUUGCCAACAAAUUAAGUCUGUCACAGAAAGAAUAAAAAAAGCUUCUUUUGCUAUGCACUAAGUUUGAAAUGCCAAUGAGAAGUUCCCCCAGAUCAUGUGUAGAAUUUAGAAAAGCACUCUAGUCUAGAAAUAUAAUAUUGGAUAUUCAUAAAAUUGAAUUGGAUAUUCACAUAAGUAGUCUACUAUGGGACUGGAUGAAAUGAUAUGUUAAGAGAAAUUAAGAAGGUCUGCCUGUUAAUUAUGGAGUAAAUAGGUAUUUACUCAAGAUAACUCAACUAUAAAGACAUUAGCCUGUGACUACUCCCAAAAAUGUUGGCAUGGCCAAAGGAAUAAACAAGAGGUGAUAGGUGUCCAGGUGAAACUCUCUAUCAAUCACAGUGUAGAAAGGACAAGGAGAAAUAAUAUUAUAAUUAAAUCUCAGGAAAAAAAUCACAUCACAAACAGAGGAUCAUAGAGGGACACAGUUACCACUAGGGAAGUCAGGCCUAACCAGCAGAGUAGGAAAGAUAGUUCCUGAUUUCUUUCCUUCUGCUGUGAUUGUCAAUAGGCCUCUCCUAUGGUUGAAUCUCAUUAAACCAAGCUCGUAAACCCCCUGGGUGUUAUAAACAGCAUUAGCCAGAGACCCUGGAGCAAACAGCAGGAUGAAAAAGGAUGAGAAUGGACUACCCUCAGCAGUCAUUCUUACAUUUGUCCAUAUGAGAAAACUCUAUGUAUAACAAUAUUUUUCCAUAGCCUUUACAGUCCCAGCUCCUAGAUCUGCACAACAGGCGAUAGUUAAUAACUUAAUAUUUUUCUUCCACAACAUUUUAUUCACCCUUUGUCCUUGGCAGCUCCUCCCCUGCUCAACAAACAACUGUGCAAACCCUUUUUCAUUGCUGGUGGGAAUGUAGAUUGGUGCAGCCACUGUGAAAAGCAGUAUGGAGAUACCUCAAAAAAUUAUGGAUCUGCCUCUUGACCCAGCAUACACACUUCUGGGAAUAUAUCCAAAGAAACCCAAAACACUCAUUUGAAAGAACACAAUCACUCAUUUGAAAGAACGUAAACACCUCUAUGUUCAUUGCAGCAUUAUUUACCAUUGCCAAGAUUACUACUCAGCUGUAAAAAAAAAGAAAACUUUACCCCUUGAGAGAGCAUGGAUGGACCCAGAGAACAUUAUGCUAAGUCAAAUAAGCCAGUCAGAGAAAGACAAAUAUCAUAUGAUUUCAUUCAUAUGUAGAAUCUAAUGAACAAACUGAAUCUAUUGAAUCAAUAGAUUCAGUUUGUUCAUUAGAUUCAGUUGGUUCAGAAUCUACUGAACUAACAAGCAAAAUAAAGACACACUCACUGAGAAUAAGAUGUGAGUUAUGGGGGCAGGCCAGGAGGUGAAGGGAUUAAGCAGAAAAGAAAAAGAUCUGUGGACAUGAACAACAGGGUGGUGAUUCUUGAGAGGAGGAGGGGAUGAGGGGAAUGAAUGGUAAUGGAAAAUACAAUAAAUUAAUUGAUGUGUAAAAAAAUAUUUGGAUUUCUUCUCAGCUAAUCCCUUGUAAUAGAUGGGUUUGGCUUUUCUAGAUAACAUUGAUUACUAACAUUAUAUAAAUUUCAGAUGUACAACAUUAUAAUUUUGUAUUUGUGUAUUCUAUUACACAGAUAUAAAAAGAUACACCAAAACUCUAGUUUCCAUCUGUUACCUUAUUUUUGUCCCCCUUUACCAUUUUGCCCUGCCCUACCCCUUACCUCUGGUAAUUACUAUUGUUUGUACCACGACUUUGUUUUUGUGUUAUUAUGACAUUCAUUACUUUUUGUUUUAUCUUUCACAUAUGAAUGAAACCAUGAAGAUUUUA